Bactrocera dorsalis (oriental fruit fly) is the source of this 1172-nucleotide messenger RNA. RefSeq lists its product as uncharacterized. The record is from RefSeq and is a predicted model, not a curated record. Bases 78 to 722 code for a protein of 214 amino acids. The transcript has 2 exons. NCBI's taxonomy places the organism in Eukaryota, Metazoa, Arthropoda, Insecta, Diptera, Tephritidae.
UUUUCUCAUACGAUCCGCGCGCAUAUACGCAUCAUUUUGUUUGCACCUUCUUUUUCGUCGCUAGUCAACGGAUUACCAUGGAUAUAGAUACGCCAGCCGCAACCACGUCAACCGCUCGCGCGGCUACGAAUGUGCCACGCAACGGGCCUACCCCAGCGCCCCGGACGAUAGCUGCGACAGCAUCGGCCGCUGCACCGGCCACCGCACCAGCAACAACGCCGGCACCUGUACCGGCAAUCGCGCCUGCAGCGGUCCUACCCUCCGCACCUCGUGGUGGCACGCGACCACCACCAAUCCCAUCACAGAUUACGGAGCCCCGUCGGAUAAGGUGUCCCAUCUGUCGACGCCCUCAUCGUCUCCACCAUUGUGGAAUAUUUAGGGGUAUGCGGCCUUUGCAACGGCAGCAAGUUGCUCAGGCCCACGGGCAUUGCAUCAACUGCCUGUCGCACACUCAUGCAACUACCGAGUGUGAGUCACGUGGGUUGUGCCAAAUGUGCCACCGGCCGCACCACACGCUGCUACACCGCAGCUCGUCACGCGAGGUGAAUCGGCCACCCAUCCAUCGCGGCCGCACACCCCGAUUCCAACCGUCAGCUCGUGCCGCACCCCAGCGGAGCGGAACAUCACUGCGGCGUCGACAGCCGGGGUCACCAUCUCGUCGUCCUACGGGGCUGAGCAGCGUUGUGGCAACGCUGCAACAGCUGCAACGCCUUUUAGGCUAAACAGUCGUUUAGGGGGGCCGGGAUGGCUAAAUGAGCAUCUGACCCCCCUCUUAAUAUAAUAACAUAUACACCCCACAAUACACACCUUACUCAACACAUCAUCUUCUCACCGCAUACACACCAUACUCAACUCAUCAUCUUCUCACCGCAUACACACCAUACUCAACUCAUCAUCUUCUCAUCGCACACACACCAACUCCACACAUCAUCCUCUCAUCGCACACACACCAACUCCACACGUCAUCAUUUCAUCCCACACACACCAACGCAUCACGAAUUCAACACACAUGAGGACACCGCACAAAAAAUAACAAAAGGGACCGACGGACUAGGCACCACGCUUUUUCUCAUACGAUCCGCGCGCAUAUACGCAUCAUUUUGUUUGCACCUUCUUUUUCGUCGCUAGUCAACGGGUGAGUACAUUAGUACAUUGGUACACGGUAUCAGCGA